Molecule: messenger RNA, 441 nt
Organism: Chilo suppressalis (striped riceborer)
Lineage: Eukaryota; Metazoa; Arthropoda; Insecta; Lepidoptera; Crambidae
Source: the annotation of a GenBank genome assembly
AUGAAUUGUAUAUUGCGAAGACAUCUGUUGUCCUUAUAUAAUACCUCAGGGAGGUUAACUUCUCGUGCAUUUUCUGAUGCCGCAACGAAAGAGAAAAUUGAUAAAUUAGUGAAAACUAACAAAGUGGUGGUAUUUAUGAAAGGUGUCCCAGAAGCCCCCAGAUGUGGAUUUAGUAAUGCUGUGGUACAAAUUAUGAGAAUGCAUGCAGUUCCUUAUGAAAGCCUGGAUGUCCUAUCUGAUGAAAAUAUUAGACAAGGUAUUAAAGACUAUUCAAAUUGGCCUACUAUCCCACAAGUGUUUAUAAAUGGGGAGUUUGUUGGAGGUUGUGAUAUCAUGUUGCAGAUGCAUCAAUCGGGAGAACUUGUUGAGGAAUUAAAGAAAGUUGGAAUAAAAAGUGCUCUGCUUACUGCUACAGAACCAAAAGAGGAAGAGAAGAAAUAG